Molecule: messenger RNA, 4254 nt
Organism: Nakaseomyces glabratus
Lineage: Eukaryota; Fungi; Ascomycota; Saccharomycetes; Saccharomycetales; Saccharomycetaceae
Gene: SWI1
Product: Swi1p
Biological process (GO): regulation of transcription by RNA polymerase II
Cellular component (GO): SWI/SNF complex; nucleus
Molecular function (GO): transcription cis-regulatory region binding
Source: RefSeq, a predicted model, not a curated record
AUGGACUUUUUCAACAGUGGUGCUCCCGAAGGAGACGAUAAUAAUAUGGAUUCACCUUUCUUUAAUAACGAAAUGAACUCUACACAGUUUUUAUUUGGAGACCUAAUGGAUACUUCCAAUUCAGGGAACCAGAAGAUGGACGAUUCUCAGUUUUACAAUAACAAACCUUUUAAUGAUGGAGACAUUAGAACUCAGAGUAAUAAUAGUAACAUGAAUAUGAACAUGAAUAUCUCGAAUACAUCGAAUAACAAUGGGAAUAAUAAUAGUAAUAAUAUGAACAAUUUUGUAUCCAAUCCCAAUACUCCAUACACAGUACCAGGCAACUUUGUGACUAAUCAAUCACCAAUGGGUUCUGUAGGCUCUAAUUUUGACGCUGCACCUCCUCAGAACUCUUCUGCAAUGAAUAAUUUCCAAGCCAGCGGCAGCUUGUCACCACAGGCAAUCCUUGCUAAAAACUCUAUGGUGGAUAACCAGAUAUUGGGAUUAAACUUCAAUGGUGCUGAUAACUCUAAUAAUAAUAUGAAUGCAAAUAUGACAAAUACGCUUUCCCCUCAAAUGACCAUGUCUAAUAUACAGUCCAGUGCUAACACUCCUCAACAGAUCUUGAUGUUUAAUCAGUCAGCUAAUACUCCUGGAUCAUCGAACAAUAUGAAUCUUAGUGGCAGUAAUUCUACUCCUGGUGCUGUAGGUGCUAAUCAGGAUAACAUGAAUAUGCAAUUUGGAUCCAAUAUGCCUUCGAACAGUAUUAUGUCUACUCAUGGUUCACCUAACAUUCCUAACCAAAUGCAACAAAACAACUUACCAAUGAAUCAGAACAGUGGACGGAGUUCCAGUAAUAACAGUAAGAUUUCUGGAAAGGAUGCUCUUGCAUUACAAAACGCAAGCCCUCAAGAUAGAGCUGCAAUAUUAGCUGCACUACAACAGAGACAACAAAGAAGAUUCCAAGCUUUACAACAACAACAGAUACGUAAACAACAAUCACAACAGCAGUUACAGAAGCAAGCUCAGCAACAGGUCCAACAACAAGUACACGCUCAAAAACAAGCUCAAAUGCAGGCACAAGCCCAAGCCCAAGCCCAAGCCCAAGCCCAAGCCCAAGCCCAAGCCCAAGCACAAGCCCAAGCUCAAGCCCAAGCCCAAGCACAAGCCCAAGCCCAAGCUCAAGCUCAGGCUCAAGCUCAAGCUCAAGCUCAAGCACAAGCACAAGCCCAAGCACAGGCUAAGGCUAAGGCCCAGGCCCAGGCCCAGGCCCAAGCUCAGGCCCAAGCUCAAGCACAAGCUCAAGCACAGGCGAAGGCUCAGGCACAAGCUCAGGCUCAAGCACAGGCUCGAUUUAAAGCGCAGAAUAGACAAGCAAUGCAGCAACCAAAUUCACCAAACCCAGCAAAUGGAAAUCUACAGCAGCAAAAAAAGUCAAUUCUUCAAAAUCUACAUCCAGCUCUUCAGCAAAAGAUAUCAAUGGAACUUAACAACAAACAAUACGAACUAUUCAUGAAAUCACUGAUAGAAAACUGUAAGAGAAUCCACAUGCCUCUACAAUCAAUUCCGGAAAUUCAAGGUAAGAAAGUGAAUUUAUUUUACCUGUUCAUGUUUACUCAAAGACUUGGCGGCGGGGAGCAAAUAUCAAGAAAUCAACAAUGGAACUUUUUAGCUCAAAAACUUCAAAUUUCAAACGCCCAAGAAUUGGAAGGGGUAUAUUACAAAUUAAUCUACCCAUAUGAGAAGUUUCUAGAAUCUCCUGAAGGACAAAAAGAAACUCAAGCCAAAAAAUUCUUCCUACAGCAAUUUUUGCAAGAGCUAUUAAAGAAAGUCCAACAGCAGCAAGGAUUACAACAACAGCAAGGAUUACAGCAACAACCUUCUCAACAGCCAGGACAGAUACAAAACCAAAAUCAAGGUCAAACUCCUACGCAACUUCAACAACAGGCAAUUCCACAAAAGAACCAAAUGCAUUUUUCCAAUCAGAGUCAAAAUAUGGUGGGAUCCUUUGAUACUACUAACUCUCCCAUGAUAAAUCAACAAACAACAUUUGACAGUAAACAGAGAAAAGAGAACAGAAGAAAGAAGGCAUCUACUGAUACACCAACAGGAACUCCGAUAGCAACCCCUGUACCCUCAACAAGUAUAAUAAAUUUAGAUCAAAACGCAAAAAAAGCUGUGAAGAAACCUAGGAAACCAAGACAAAAGAAAAAGACUAAGAAAGAACUUGAACUCGAAAAGAAGCAAUUAGAAGAAAUGCAAAAGAAACAGCAACAAUAUAUUGAAGAGCAACAAUUACAGCAAAAAAUGGUUAUAGAGCAAAAACUAAAAGAUCAGUAUAAAAAGGAGUUGGAAAAAUUGCCAAAAGUAUACAAGCGAUCUCUAUGUAGAAAUUAUACUCCUCUCAAACGUGUUAUUCAAAGAUCUAAUGGAUAUGAUAUUGAAUAUGUCGCUAAGGUAGGAGAAAAAGUGAAUGCUAACAAACCAAUUUUCUUGUUUGCUCCGGAAUUAGGUACCGUAAAUUUGCAUGCUUUGUCAAUGUCGUUACAGGCAGGAAAUAUUGGUGAAAUAAAUGUUGCACUCAAUACCUUACUGGUUACCAGCUCAGAUGCUGUACUUGAAUUAAAUAUAGAAAUGUACCCAGAAUUGAUUGAGUCAUUGUGCAUUCUGGGCAUCAACUUACUCUCCAACCUUUGUGAAAAUAAAUCAGAUUUAAGGCUUCUUCAAACCAAUUUGUUUUCUUAUGUACUUAGCGAUGAGGUGGAAUCCUUCCUGUCCAAUGAUACAUGCACAUUUUCAAAGACGAAUCACAAUAUUGAUCAGAUUUUUGAUAAAUUAGCAAAAAACACAGUAGAAAGUGGAAAUUCAGUAAGAGUCGAUUCAUUAACUGGUACCGAUAUCCUACAAAAUUCGUCAUUAAAUGAUAAUCAAGACAGUAAAGAUACAAUACCCCCAAUGACAAGUGAAAUAAGUGACUUACUAAAGCCAAUAUACAAUAACACAUGGGAUCUUUUACCAACACCUGUCAAGUACCUGCAGAAUCAAUUUCCAAAUAAGCUUCAUGUGCCAUCCUACCUUUUGUCACUAAGAGCUGUAAAAGAUGAAGUCGAUUGCCCAUUGACAAAAGUAAACACCAAAGGUGCAGAGAAUGCAAGAAUUCUUAUAACAGAUCAAUUAUCUACCAUCUGUAUGAUUCUCAGAAAUGCUUCCUUUUCAGAGGCGAACGCAAGGAUAUUAGCAUCUAACCCUUUCCUAAGAAGAUUUUUUGCCGAUAUGUUAUGGGCAGUGUUUUUAGACCACGAAAAGUUUGUUUUUGAAAGAAAAAGACUAAACUUCAGAAAAGAUAUUGCCAUAACAUUGUCUAACAUUGCUCACCUAAUGCCAUUUCAUUCGUCCGUGGACGGAUUUUUACUACUAAUUCUGAUCUUAAGUUUUGGAGAACCAAAGAAGAACUCUGGCAGCUUAAGAAGUGACGAACUGUCUUAUAACGAGUAUUCUCUAACAUGGGGCAAAUAUCAGUCAUUUGGUGUGGAUGUACUUUCUAAGCUGCUAUCGACUGAGCAAUCGACCAAAAAUAUCAUAAUGCGUUUAUUGUUUUCAUUUUCAUCUGCCACUAGAGACGACUCGUUAAGUAAAGACGAACUGCUAACCAAAAAGCUAGUAGAUGCGUACUGUAAGGGCGAUCAAUAUAAAUUACUAAAUGAUGUAGUUUCAUUUCUACUCUCUGUGAUUCCCUUUGAGCAAAUAAAUGAAACAAGCUCACUGCUUUAUAGCAUGACACCUUUGAUUUCACAAUCAAUAACAUCUCUACUUCUAAUUGUAGAUCAGGUUUGUGAUGAGAAAUCUGUUAAUGAGUACACACUAAAGAAAAAUAUGCCUUUAAUAUGGCUAACUACCGCUGAAAACUACGGUUACAAGCUGCGUUCAUUAGGGAAGCUUUACAAUGAUAUAUCUGGGGAUACCAAUGAGUUAUCAAAGGCGAACGGAAAUAGUGUGAUGGAAAACAUGGAAUUCAAGAAACUUGCUCCAUUGAUUGGUUCAUCAUGCUUGAAAUUAGUCAACUUAAUGAUAGAUAAAGCGCUUGAAAUUGAUGAAAAGGUGAAAACUAAUGACAAAGAUGAAAUUGCGUCUAAAACAUUGGCCGCUGUUCCGGAGCUUUUCCCGGGAGAAAUUGAAAGUAUCGAAAUUAUUACCAAUCAAUAUUUACACCCCGAUAUUCUACAGCAGACACAAUGCCUUAUUGAACUUAAAGAUGAAAUAUUAUCGAGAGCAUGA